Orycteropus afer afer is the source of this 1619-nucleotide messenger RNA. RefSeq names its product exoribonuclease 1 (gene ERI1). Gene Ontology annotation, cellular component: nucleolus; cytoplasm. The record is from RefSeq and is a predicted model, not a curated record. Gene Ontology annotation, molecular function: nucleic acid binding; 3'-5'-RNA exonuclease activity. NCBI's taxonomy places the organism in Eukaryota, Metazoa, Chordata, Mammalia, Tubulidentata, Orycteropodidae. Gene Ontology annotation, biological process: exonucleolytic trimming to generate mature 3'-end of 5.8S rRNA from tricistronic rRNA transcript (SSU-rRNA, 5.8S rRNA, LSU-rRNA).
AUGGGGGAUCUUCAGAUCAAAUAUCCUGGCUGCGAGGCCGUGGCUCCCGCAGAGCAAGAGUCGCCAGGGCCGGAGUGUGGGGAGGAGCCGCAGCGCCAGAAUCCCGAGAGAAAGCAGCGAUGUAGAUUUGAUGGCCAAGAAACAAAAGGAACUAAAUACUCUAGCUCCAAUGAUUUCAGUGACCCGAUUUACAAAGAAAUUGCCAUUACGAAUGGUUGUAUUAAUAGAAUGAGUAAGGAAGAACUCAGAGCUAAACUUUCAGAAUUCAAGCUUGAAACCAGAGGAGUAAAGGAUGUAUUAAAGAAGAGGCUAAAAAACUAUUGUAAGAAACAGAAGCUGAUGUUGAAAGAGGGCAAUUGUGCCGACAGUUACUAUGACUACAUUUGUAUUAUUGACUUUGAAGCAACUUGUGAAGAGGGUAAUCCACCUGAGUUCAUACAUGAAAUAAUUGAAUUUCCUGUUGUCUUACUGAAUACUCAUACCUUAGAAAUAGAAGAUACAUUUCAGCAGUAUGUGAGACCAGAGAUUAACACACAGCUUUCUGAUUUCUGCAUCAGUCUUACUGGAAUUACUCAGGAUCAGGUAGAUGGAGCUGAUACCUUCCCUCAGGUACUAAAAAAGGUAAUUGACUGGAUGAAAUUGAAGGAAUUAGGAACAAAGUAUAAAUACUCCAUAUUAACAGAUGGUUCAUGGGAUAUGAGUAAGUUCCUGAACAUUCAGUGCCAGCUCAGCAGGCUCAGAUAUCCUCCUUUUGCUAAAAAAUGGAUCAAUAUUCGAAAGUCAUAUGGAAACUUUUAUAAGGUUCCUAGAAGCCAAACCAAACUGACUAUAAUGCUUGAAAAACUGGGAAUGAAUUAUGACGGGCGGCCUCAUAGUGGACUUGAUGACUCUAAGAACAUUGCCCGAAUUGCAGUUCGAAUGCUUCAGGAUGGCUGUGAACUCCGUAUCAAUGAAAAACUGCACGCGGGACAACUAAUGAGUGUGUCCUCUUCCUUACCAAUAGAGGGCACUCCAGCUCCACAAAUGCCACAUUUUAGAAAAUAACAUCACCAUUUUUUGCGUGAAUCAUCAUUCUAACUGGAGUUGCUACAAAGAUGUAGCAGAUAAAUACUCGUUAAGUUAGUCCUGCAGUGCAAAAUUCAAGCACCUUAAACAUUUAAAAUCUUACUGUAGUUAUAAGGGUACCUAGUAAUAAAUAUAUAUAAGUGAAUAGAUUUUGUGGGGAGGGUAUAUUGAAUUCUUUGUCACCAGCACUUUUGAUACAAGCAGUAUUUGUUACCCAGUAACAGUUCCUGCUUAGAACUGAAUUUUAUAAUUUAAGGUGUCCAGGAUGUAUUCCUUUUGGUUUUAAUAUGCAAAGUUGUAUUGGCUCGCCCCUUGAAUGUUUUAUUGAUGUUAAAAUACAUAAUUCAUUUCUACAUUAGCAUCAUUACAUGAAAUCAUUUCUUAAAAUGCAGACCGGAAUGGAAGGCAGGCCUUAUCUAUCUAGCCCAUGGCUUUUAAGAAUAUCAUUGUCCUUUUGAUUUUUGAAGUUUAUAUAUGAUAUUCAUAUAUAUGUGGUGAAUUUCAUAAAGUACUUGGUAUACGUAUUUGCCUACAUUUCUUUUUAAUUCAUAAUU